This is a messenger RNA of Rubroshorea leprosula, 1586 nucleotides long. The record is from the annotation of a GenBank genome assembly. Lineage: Eukaryota; Viridiplantae; Streptophyta; Magnoliopsida; Malvales; Dipterocarpaceae.
UGCAGCCCAACUCCCUCUUCCUCUUCUUCAAAAUUUAGAAACCCUUUCUCUUCUGCACUGCUCUACAGAAGGCUCUCUCCCCUCAUCUGUUUGUUAGUAGUAAUUCAUAUUUAAGCCUGCACAAAUCACAGAAAGCUUUCUGUCUCAGCUCUCGAUAUACUAGUCUCUCUUACACCAUUAACGAGAAAAAACUCUCUGCUUUUUUUUUUUCUUCUCUCCCCAUUAAAACACAUCACUAUAGCAGUACAGCUGAAGCUGAUAGCUCUGUCCACUCCCAUCCCUAUGCUCAUUUAGCCCUUUUUCUUUUUUAUCAUCUCUCUGCUUUGAUUUUCAUUUUUGCCCCCAUCUAUAUAUAUAUAACAGAGCACAGUGUCUUUGGUGUUUAGCAAGGAAUGCAAGAACAGGGGCUGGGAAUGAUGAAUAGUGGGGGUAGUGGUUCAAUUGGUGGGUUGAGUAGCGGGGAAGUAUCUGUUUCUGGUGAGGAGAACCGCCAGUUCAAGGCGGAGAUAGCUACACACCCACUUUACGAACAACUAUUGGCAGCACACGUUUCUUGUCUCCGGGUUGCCACGCCCAUCGAUCAGUUGCCUCUUAUUGAUGCCCAGUUGUCCCAAUCUCACAGUCUUCUUAGGUCCUAUGCUUCUCAGCAUCAUCACUCUCUCUCCCACCAUGAAAGGCAGGAGCUUGACAACUUCAUGGCACAGUACUUGAUAGUGCUGUACAGUUUGAAAGAUCAGCUUCAGCAUCAUGUCAAAGUCCACGCGGUUGAUGCUGUCAUGGCUUGCCGUGAAAUUGAAAGCAAUUUACAAGCUCUUACUGGUGCAACUCUGGGUGAAGGUACAGGUGCAACUAUGUCUGAUGAUGAGGAUGACCUUCAGAUGGACUUCUCCUUGGAUCAAUCUGGUGUAGAUGGGCAUGACUUGAUGGGAAUUGGUCCUCUGCUUCCAACAGAAUCUGAGAGGUCUUUGAUGGAAAGGGUCCGGCAGGAGCUGAAGAUUGAACUCAAACAGGGUUUUAAAUCGAGAAUUGAAGAUGUCAGAGAGGAAAUUUUACGAAAAAGAAGGGCUGGAAAGUUACCUGGUGACACAACUACAGUGCUGAAGAAUUGGUGGCAGCAACACUCUAAGUGGCCAUACCCAACCGAAGAUGAUAAGGCAAAGCUAGUGGAGGAGACAGGGUUGCAACUAAAGCAAAUAAAUAACUGGUUCAUCAACCAAAGGAAGCGCAACUGGCACAGCAACUCUCAGUCUGCUACCUCCUUGAAGUCCAAGCGCAAAAGGUAGAAAAAUUCCGGAUGGCUAUUCGGGAGGAGAAGCCAUCAAUCUCAACAUUGAUACAUAUGUACUUCUCUGGGGUAAAUAGUUGUAGCUAACAUUUGGUUGAGAGGCACUGGAAGAUUCAGAAUUGCAAAGGCAGAACACAGGUUGUAGUAAUGAGAUGAGUUUAUAUAUGUUGUUAAUUACACCUGUAAGUUUGUAGAUUUAUGUUUCUAACAAAACUAUGAACAUACUUUCCUUGAACACCCUUUUUCUAUGGAAUGCCUCUGUUUUUAUGGUGACAUCUAUAAAUAAAGAUUACUGUUAGCU